AUGUAUCAAGACACUAUGCAAAAAUCAGUUGGUCUCAAUCGUCCUAUAACGUCUUCGAAUGCGAUUAUAGCUGGCCACUGUGCGACCAUACGAAACACAAAGAUCUCUCUCGAUGCACAAACUCUUUCGAAUAUUUUAAAUGAUGUUGUUCGUGAAUUGAAAGCGAGUACAUCGUUUUCUGCAUCGUAUCUCAAUUCGUUGAACGCGGUAGUUCUCUCAUUGAGAUCGACUCUACCGCCUGCAUUGUUAUCACUCAAUUCACAUUACUUUUUCGUUCUUGUUCGCGAUGCAAUACAAGUUCUUCUACAACACUUGUGCACGAAGUAUCACCUGAAUCAACCUGCAACAUACCUACUUCGGAAUUGCGUGGUAUUGUUGAAAUACUUAGUCAAGAAUACCAAAGACGUUUCGAAACUUCUCCAUUGGAUAACUAAUUUAACAUUCAUUGAUACCAUCGCGAAUUGUUUAGACCAAAUCGAACGAAUAGCAAAACUUAGUAGUCAUCGACUUUUUAUCAAACAAAUCGCACGUUUGCUGAAGAUGUUCAAUGACAUCCAGGCACGUCUACCAAUUGAGCAACACAAUAGUCUAUUCUCUCGUUUGCUGAAACCGGUAAUCAAAUGUUUGAAAUCUCCGCUUUACGUCGAAACUUUCAAUGGUUUAAAGCUCAAUUCGAAGUUGACUAAACCAUUUGAAAAAUUACUUCUGGUUAAAUGUCCUCAAUUUCUUGAAACUUAUAACGGUCCACAUAUGGGUGAAACGGUUGAAGAAGUUCUGGAACUGAUACUACCACGUUAUGUGUCAAUACUUGAUACGCAUAUAACUAGCAUUACUACAUGGACAAGUUCAGUUAAGCGCGCUGUGUAUCAUUUGUUGAAAAUUCUGGUUUAUGCAGAAGAUUAUUUCACUUUGUACUUAAAUGAUCAAUUGCUAGAAAAGCUAACCAAUCAUCUGUUACGAAUAGUCUCCGAGCCGACUUUAACCAAAAGUAUCACUCAAACAAGUAAUAAUCUCCAGUCUUUGAUCAUCCACGCAACAUUGGAAGUUUUCGAUGUCUUAAUCCACGAAGUAAAAGCACUCAAUUAUCUUAAACGAUCUAAAGCAGCUGAGACUUUCGAGAAACUCCUCUCCUCGCCAAAGGCAAGCAUCACCUCAAAAUCCUAUGACAUGCUUGCGUAUACAUUAAAUAUAAAUGAUGUUAAAGAAGCACGGGAGUAUUUUCCUCGAUUCACUUGUAAUGUUCUUAAUUUAUUGUAUGAAGCGGUUGAAUCGAACCAUCCAGCGAAUAAUGAUUCUGAUUAUGUUCAGAGAAGUGUUCUACAAUUUGCAGAAACAUUAGCAGGUCUCGUUCGAUAUGAACAAGUCAAACAAGAGCUCAUCAAACAAAGUGCGGUACCAUUUCUUGUUAAAUCUUCAGAGAAACUCACUGGGUCCGCAAAACAAUUCGUGUUAGACGCAAUUUGGACAUUAUCAUUCGAUGAAAAGAUAGCUCAACAACUUCGAGAUGAUUCGCAAUUCAUUGAAUCGUUACAAAACAUCACGAAACCUACCAACAAUUCUUUCGAAAACGGAUCAAAUGAAACAGCGGAAGAUGGAAUUUACAAAACGGCCAUUGGCCUUCUUUGGACACUUCGCAAAGAACCUCAAGUUACACAAGAUGCAUCCAAGACAGCACCUCCAUCGAACAAAUUUGAUGUCGCUAUCUCCUAUUCUAUCAAAGAUAAAGAUGUAGUUAACAGAUUGGAAGAGACUUUGAUCAACGAAGGCUAUGCAGUGUGGAUCGAUCGGGAUAUUCUGCACAGACAAAGUAUGGAAAGCGUGAGUGAAGCGAUGAACAAGUCAACGGUGGUAAUUGUUUGUCUAUCGGAAUGGUAUGUGCGUGAUAAUCAAUGUGUAUGUGAAAGUGUUUAUGCCGUGAAUUCGAAGCGUGUUGUUGUGCCACUGAUUGUGGAGAAGGGGUAUGUGGUGAAUAGUUGGCUGUUGUCGAUGUUGAAUAAAAGCGGCAUAAUUGAAUACGAUGUUAACGAUUUGAAGCGAAACAAUGAACUAGUGAUGAAAGAAAUUAGUCAGCAUUGCCGAAACAAAGGUUCCAAAGUUAAAAUAAACACACCAACGCCCAACAGCGUACUGAAUGGCAAUAAAGAAAAUACAUUUGCUCGCAUUAUUCCAACACCGGUGUUAUCGGGACGCGUAUCUGCUGGAAGUGAUAGACAACAGCAACAGGAAAAUGCUUCUCGGUCGAAUUCUAGGCAAACUGUAUCUAGCACAAGACCUACAUCGACGACUCCUGUAUCUCGCAUGACUUCAUCAUCGACAACACCCACAAGUCGAACGCCACUAUCAGCAACACCUACGUUCGUUAAUGCAAACUACGAAAAAUUUCUUCCACAAGACUAUACGAAACGUGAUACAAGCGACGCAACUUAUCAUUCGAUGCCUAUAAACGCUUGGAAAAAGAAAGAGAUCUUAGAUUUUCUAUAUGAUUGUAAUUUGAUACUGAUGAUGCCACUAUGCGACACGAUGACAGGCCGUUCUUUGGUAGGAUUCUUCCGAAUGUGUCAGGCGGAUCCUUCUCGUGUAUACGGACAACUGAGCGAUGAAUUGCGUAGUCGAUACCGUGGUUUAACUCUACCAAUCGGUGUGUACAGUCAAUUCUUAAUCGAGAUGGAUAAUUUAAUGAGUUCUCAAGCUAACCAUACUCAGAUAUUACCGUUUUCUUCCAUGAACAACAAGUAUCAAAGCACACCUAUGCCUGUCAGUACUGAUCAAUCGCAGUACCCAUUACCUCUACAAGCAAGAUCGUCAUCGAGUUUCUCAAAUACUCCUAAACCGUUAGAAAUAAUACCGGAAGCACAGAUAUCUUACAAUGAGCGAGUCGCACAUCGUGCAACCUUUCGUCCAGGUUCGGCUGCUGAUCAUCCGUAUAAUUUCAGCUCCGAAGCGGACGAACAAUCCAAACUGGUAUUUGAACAGCUCGCACGCUAUGAAAAUCAAGUGUAUGCACCACAACAACGGGCAUAUGAUUAUUGA
This is a messenger RNA of Adineta ricciae, 3030 nucleotides long. The record is from the annotation of a GenBank genome assembly. NCBI's taxonomy places the organism in Eukaryota, Metazoa, Rotifera, Eurotatoria, Adinetida, Adinetidae.